Molecule: messenger RNA, 9408 nt
Organism: Plasmodium gaboni
Lineage: Eukaryota; Apicomplexa; Aconoidasida; Haemosporida; Plasmodiidae
Exons: 1
Coding region: 1-9408 (3135 amino acids)
Biological process (GO): endoplasmic reticulum tubular network organization
Cellular component (GO): endoplasmic reticulum tubular network
Source: RefSeq, a predicted model, not a curated record
AUGGAUUUUGUAUACCAACAGGAAGCGGAAGAAGAUUGUUUAAUUAGCUUAGAUUAUAUAUUAGAUAAAUAUGACUUAUAUCGAGAUAAUAUUAUAAACAAUGGUGAGUUAAGAAAUUUACUUGAUAAAUUUAUUUUUCAAUACAACAGUAUUGAUGAGUGUGAGAAAAAAUUAUUAGAACUUUUGAGACAUAAUGAAAAAUAUGGUAUGGAUAAAAUAGAAAAAUAUUAUUUAUUUAUUACAAAUAUAAUUAAAGAAAUAUGUCACAUUGAAUUAAUACCUAUAAUAUAUAAUAAGAUAUUACAAGAAAAAGAUAAGAAAGAUAAUUCUUUUAUUGUAAAUAGACAAGAAUUUUUAAAAAAUGAAAAUAAAAAAGAAUCUGAAGAAGAUUAUAAAAUAAUAUCUGGAUCUAUAUAUAAAAAAUAUAUAUUAGUAUUAAUAAAAAUAUUAUAUCAUUCAUAUAAAUUAUCUAAUAAUUAUCAAAAGAAUUUAAUAACAUCUAUAUCGUAUAUAUGUAUAUUAAUGUCUAAAUAUGAUACUAAUAAUUUACCUAAUGAAACAAUACCAGAAUUAAUAUAUAGAAUUUUUUGGAAAUAUUUUUCUCAAAAUUUUAAUAUAAUAAAUGAAACAUUUUUUAGUCUACAUAAUGAUGAAAUUAUUUUAUCCUCCUCUUGUUCGUCUUCCAUUUCUAGUUUAUCAGAUGAUUAUUCAGAUUUAUCGUCAGGAUUUUUAUCCCCUAGUGAAGAUCAUUUAAAAAAAAAUGAUUUAAAAUCGAUAGCACAAAAAAUGGGAAUUUCUUUAGAUUCUGAAAAGGAUGAGAAGGAUGAAAAUAAUUAUGGGGGUAUAUCCAAAGAUACUGGUGAAAAAAAAGUUAGAAGAAGAAGAAGGAGAAGUAAAAAGAAUGUGACAGGAGAUACUAAUAUAACAUGUGAUGAUAAUAAAGGAGAUGUAAUUAAUAAGGAGGAAGGAAUGCCACAGAGUAUGGAACAAUUAAAUAACCCUGAAAGUGGGUUGCAAGAUCAAGGGAAUGUUGUAAAAAAAAGAGGUAAGAGAAGAAAGAGGAGUAUACUAACAGAAGAGAAUAAUAAUAAUAAUAAUAAUAAUAAUAAAGAUAUAAAUGUUAGUAAUAAUAAUAAUGAUGAUAAUCAAAAUAUAAAUAUUAGUAAUAAUAAUAAUAAUGAUGAUAAUCAAAAUAUAAAUAUUAGUAAUAAUAAUAUUGUAUCUUCGUCAAAUAUGAUUGAUAAUGAAAAGAAUAGAAAAGUAAAAGUUGAAUGUGAUAACAAUUUAAAGAAUAAAAAUUGUAGUGUUAACAAUAAUGUUAUAGGUGCCAAGUCAAAUAUUAAUGAAGAAGAUAUAAAAAUAUGUAUGCCUAUUAAAAAUGAUGUAGAGAAAGAUAACCAAAUGAAUACUUCUAAUUUGAUAAAUACAGAGAAUAAAAUAAAAAUAGAAGAAAAUGUAGGUACAUUAUUCAAUAAAUUAGAUAUAAAUGAUGAAAAUGUUUUUUUUGUAAAUAUUAUAUUAAAUAUAUAUAUUAAUUUAUUUAAUAUAAAAAAUAUGGAAAUGUUCUUAUUUUAUCAUGAAAAUGAAAUUACAUAUAAAAAAUUUCUAUUAGAUAAUAUUGAAGUUAUAGUAAAUCAAAUAAAAAAUAUGAUGAAUAAGGUAAAAAAUGAUAUGAGUCCAUGUAUAAUAUAUUUUUUAAAAUUGAUUCUUUUUAUACUCAUAUAUCUUAAUGAUUUAGCUAGAAAAAAUAAAAAGAAAGGUCAAAUGAAUCACAUAAAAAGUAACCCAUAUAAUGAUAUAAAAGGCAGUGAAUGUAUUAACUUAAAAAGUAGUGAUAAGAAUAAUAUAAUAAGGAAUUAUAAAACUAGUAUAACAAGUAACAAUAAUAAUGAUAAUAAUAUGAUAAAUAAUGAUAAUAAUAUGAUAAAUAAUAAUAAUAGUAAUGCUAGAAAAAGUUUUUCUGGCAAAACAAAAAAAGACACUUUAAUAAGUGAAAAGAAUGAUUCCUUUUUUCCAGAUACACAAAAAACAGGUUCUAUUGGAAAAUAUAUUUCUAAUUCUAGUAGCGAAAUGUUAAAAAAAAAUAUAUGUGAUGGAAUAAUUCACAAAGAUUUAUCUAAUGUUAGUAGAAGCAAAGAGAAUUUUACAAAUAGUUAUAACUCAAGUGUUGAAAGUAAAAUAAAUAAAAACGUUUCCUAUAGCAAUGAUACAAUAUCUGUUAAUAGUAGUAUAUUUAAUAGUAAUAUUAUAAAUAAUAAUACAUUUAAAAAGAAGGGUAUUUUAUCUAACCCUAGUAAUAGUAGUUAUUUGAACAAUAGUGAUAUAAACAGUAUAUCAUAUAAUAAGAAUAAUAUGUCAUCAUUUGAUAAUAGUAAUAAUUAUAAUGUAAGUUAUGAAUAUAGUAGUAAUGUUGAUAUAUGUUCUAAUAGUAUAAAUGAUAAUAAUAAUAUUAAUAAUAAUAAUAAUAUGGGGGAAGUGAAUUAUAAUAGAAUAAACAAUGAAGGUUCAUUUCCUAAUAUGGAUAAUAACCAUAUAAUAAGUAAUAGUUAUAAUAUUCAUAAUAAUAGUGAUGAUAAUACUAUAAAUAAUUAUAAUAGUAUUAUGAUGAAAGGUUCUAUGGAUAUAGAUAAUAAGAUAUAUAACUCAAAAAAUAAUAUAAAUAAUAAUUAUAUGAAUAAUAAUGUUAGUACUAUUAAGAAUUAUAAUAAUAUAGCUUAUAAUGAUGUAUCAAAUAAUUUAAGUGUAGGUAAUAAAUAUAAUAGUGAUGAAAAUGAUUUAUAUGUUUUAUAUGAUGAAAAUAAUUAUAUGAAUAAUUUUGACUAUGUAAAAAAUAUAAUUGACAAAAAGAGAAAAGGGGUAUAUUAUGUAAUAGUUGAAACUAUAAAUAAUUUAUAUAAUAAAACAUUUCUAGAAAUAUUAGAUAAUUUAUUAAAAUGUGUUGAAAUUUCUUUUAAUGAUGAAAAUGUUGUAAUAGUAAAUAAAAUAUUUUCUUAUAUGUUAGAAAAUAUAAAUUAUUGUAACGAAAUAAAUAAAUACAAAAUAUAUAUGUUUAUAUUAAGUAAAAUUGAUAAAUUUAUUAAAAUAAAACGUUAUAAUGAAGAUAAAAAUUCUACAUUAAAUAAUUAUAAUUGUUAUUUUUUAUUACACCUCAUACUUAAUAUAUUUAAAACAUCAAGGAAAGAAAGAAAUAUUUGGGCUUUAUUAUUUGAAGUACAUUUAAGUAAAACUAAGAGAAAAAAAUCAACAAAAAGAAAUAACUCAAGUAUUAAUAUGUUAAAAAUGAAUGUAAAUAAUAAUAUGAUGAUAAACAAACAAGUUAUUGGUAAUAAUAAUAUGUUUAUAAAUACUAAUGAUAUAGACACAAAAAGUAAUAACACAUCUUAUAAUAAUAGUAGUAAUGUGAUAAAUAAAGAUUUAAGAGAUAAUGUUUCAAAUAUGAAUAGUUUAAAAAAUAAUAAGAAUGAAAAUGAAAAUAAUAAUAUGCAUUUAUCUUCUGAAAAUAAUAAUAUGCAUUUAUCUUCUGAAAAUAAUAAUAUGCAUUUAUCUUCAUUUAUAAAAAAUAAUAAUAAAAAAUUGAAAAUUGUAAAAAGUGAAGAUAUAACUACUUAUAAUAAAAAAAAAUUACAAGAUAUAGAUACGAAUUUAUAUGAUGGAAAAAACUUUAUAUUAAAUAAUAUUAUAAAUUUUUUAUUAGAAUGUUGUAUAAGUAAUGGUUGUAUUAUUAGAUAUAUGAGUUUACGAGUUUUUUAUAAAAUGACCAAGUUAUUUAUUUUAUAUAUAAAAAGUAAGAAAUUAGAAUAUGAAGAAUUAAUAUUAAAAAAUUAUUUAAUAAAAUCUGUUUAUCAGAAUUUUUUUGUGUGUAUAUUUAAUUUUUUAAAAGAGCCAGAUACUAAUAUAUAUGUGUAUAUUAAAUUACGAAAUUUAUGUAUCAAUUUGUUAUAUAUAUGUAGUAAAUUAAUGUCAUCAAAUUUUCUGAAUGAUUUUUAUGAAAGGGUAAUAUGUUUUAAUUUGCAUUCGGUUGAUAGAUUUUAUAAAGCAGUAGAAGAAAACACACCAAAGAGUAAUAAUAAUAGUAAUAAUAUUAACAUUAGUAAUAUGAAUAUUUGUAAUAAUAGUAGUAAUUAUUUGGAAAAAAAAAUGGAAAAAGACAAUCAAGGAGAUAUAGAUAAAGAAGAUAAUAAAAAUAUGGAAGAAAAUAUUCCAUGUGAUAAUCAUAAUCAUUUGAAAAGUUCUUAUUGUUUAUUCAUAAAGAAUUCUAAAGAUCUGUAUUUAUUUACAUUAAUGAUAAUAUAUAAAAAAUAUCGUUGCAUUGAAAAUUUUAAAAUAUUGAAAAAGAUUCUUAAAUUAUCAACUGAAGAGAUUAAUAUAAUAAUGAAGAAUUUAAUAAUUUCUGCGCAACAUAAUAAUAGUAACAAUAAUAAUAAUAAUAAUAGUAACAAUAAUAAUAAUAGUAACAAUAAUAAUAAUAAUAAUUGUAAUAAAGAUGGGUGUGUUGUUCGAACUAGAAGAAAAGAAAUUAAUAAGGUUGAUAAGUUAUAUAUAAAGAAUAUAAAUAUUGAUGAUUUUAUUCCUAAGGAAUAUUAUAUAAAAUUAAAAAAUAAAGGAGAUGAUAAAAAUAAAGAAAAAAAUGAUUUAAAAGAAAUAGUAUAUAAGAAAUUAUAUUUUAUAAAUAUCUUUUUUUUUAGAGAAUUAAAAACACAUGAUUGUUAUGAUAAUACAUUUGUAUAUUAUAUAUAUAAUUGUAUUUAUUGUUUUUUUCAUAUAUAUAUAAAUAGAUUUGCUUUCUUUAUUAUAUUUAUAAAAACAGAACAUAUGAAUCUUCAUAAUUAUAUAUAUUCAGAUAUAUGUAAUAAUAAAGAAACACAUAAUGAUACAUCAUCUGAUGAUUUUAAAAAUGUUCAAGAAUUUAUUUCUCAAAUGUUAGCAUUAUUAAAAAGCUAUCUCCAUGUUGUUAUAUUAAUUGAAGAUCAUAUAAUUAAAGUUAAUUUAGAAAAUCUAUUAAAAAAAAAAAAAAUAUUAAGAGGAAGAAAUAGAGGUAAGGAUGAACGAGAGAAUGAAGAUAAUAAAAUAUAUCAAGAAGAUGGAAAGAUAUUUCAAUUUAAUAUAAAUAUAAAUACAAAUGAUAAUAAAAAUAAAGGAUUUGAUGAAGGUAAUAAAUUAUGUGAUGAGGAAGAUGAAGAAAUUGAAUUAAAAAAUUUAAGAAACUUUAAAAAAUUAAUAAUUAUAGAAAUACAAAGAUUUUAUUUACUAUUUGUUAAGUUGUUAAAAAUGUUAUUAUUAUUGAAUAGACAAAAUGGAUAUAGUAUAACAUGUUUUGAAUAUUUUUUUUUCAAAUUAAUGAAAUUAAUAGAUAAUGAUCUUAUAGAUAUAUAUACUAAAAGAUAUAUAUUUAAAUUUUUGAAAUAUUUUACAAUUAAAAAAAAAUUCACAGAUAUUGUUAUUACAAAAAUUAACUUUUUAUAUUCUAAAUUAAAAGAUAAAAAGAAAAAAAUAAGUCAUAUGUUAAUAACAAAAGAUAUUAAAAAUAAUCAUCUACUUUAUUCAUAUCUAAACAAAUGGAUAGAAGACAAAUGUAUAGAUGAUGAUUUAUUGAAAUAUAAUGAUGAAUUGUAUUCCAUGUCUAAGUGUGAGUUAAUUAAAAAAGAGAGAGAAAUUGAUGAAGAAGAUGUUGAAAAAAACUUAAAAGAUGGUAUGACACAAAAUCUAAAUGAUAUAAAUGACAAUGGUAAGGUUAAAAGAAGAAGAAGACGAAGAAGACGAUCAUCUGUGGAUGGAAUAACAAACAGAACAUCUAUAGAUGAUAAUGUUCCUAUUAAUGAAAUGAAAUUAGAAUUAAAAGAAGACAAUGUAGAAAAGACGAAUAAUCAAAUAUGUAAUAAUGAAAAGGAAAAGGAUAAUCAUGGAUGUAUACAAUUAAAUGAAAAAGAAAUAAAUAAUAAUCUUAUAAAUGAAAAUAUAAAAAAAGAUGUAGGAACAUCCAAUUUAGAAAAUUUUAAUAUGAAUAAUAAUAUGAACGAUGAAACAAUUUACGAUCAAAAUAAUCAUAAUAAUAAUGAAAGUGUUAUAAUGAAUAAGGAUGAACAAAAACAAAUCAAUCAAAUCAAUAUUAAUAAUAAUAAUAAUAAUAAUAAUAAUGACAAAAAAUUAGAUGUAGAACCAAACAAUGUAUCCAGACGUGGAAAAUAUGAGAGGAGAAAAAGUUCCAAAUUUUUAUUAAAUGAUCAAAAUAAUAAUAUACAACCAAAUGAUGAAAUUCAAAAUAUUCAAGAUGACAACAAUACUAUUAAUAAGAGAAGGAGAAGAACGCGAAAAAGUAAAUUAAAUGAUAAAUCUGGAGAAAAUAAUCCAUUGAAUGAAUCAAUUAAAAAAGAUGUAAAUACAAAUAAUAAUGAUAUUUUAGAAGAAGAAGAUAAAAAAUGUACUUUGUCUGUAUAUGAGAAAAAAGAUACGAAUGAUAUAAUGUGGUUAGAUUCAUAUCUUAAUUUUUAUGUAUAUACAAAUAAGAAUAAAAUAAAUAAUAAUGAUAAUAACAACGACAAUUAUUGUAAUGAUGGAUUUAAUACGAUCGAAUUAUUAAACGAGAAUAAAAAUCAUUAUAUAUCAAAUAUAGGUUUGUGCUGCGAAAAAGUUAUAAAAGAAUUCAGCAAAUUCAAUUUUAAUAAAAAAUAUAAUUUAGAAACAUUUAAAGAAUUAAAAUUAGAAAAACGAUUUUAUGAAAAUAUAGAAUUAUAUUUAUUAAGUAUUUUUGUAUUUGAAAAAAAUAAAAAUAUAUGUGAUAUAUAUUCAUUUAAAGACAAUUAUAAACAUAUAAAAGAUUUAAUAGAAUAUUGUAAAAUGUGUAAUAUAGAAAAAGGAUUAGAAAUAAUUGUAAAAUGCUUAUUUACAUAUUUAAGAGAAAUUAAAUUAGAUAAAAAAAGUUAUGUAUAUAAUAUGAUAAAAUUAUUAACACAUUCAUUCUUAUAUAUACCUUUUAGAAGAUAUACAGCAACUCCUUUUAUAUUUAUAUCUUUUUGUUCUUUAUUUAGAAAUUCAAGUCGUACCUUUAUGAAUAAAAUAAUUAUUCAUAAUUUUCUUACAAUAUGUUAUUCUUAUAUUAUGCUUAUAAAAAAACAACAAGUUGAUUUAAAACGUCAAAUGUUGAUCAAUAAAAAGAAAAAAAGAAACGAAAAAAGAAGCAGUGUAAGUAAUAACCCUGAAUUAGAAAAAACAAAUUUGUUGGAUGAAAAUAUAAAUAUAAAAAUACAACCUAAUGUAACAAAAACGAACAAGGAAGCUGACAAUAAUAAUAAUAAUAAAAUGAAUAAUAAUAAAAUGAAUAAUAAUAUGACUGAUAUAAAAUUUGAAAACAAUUAUUUUAGUAGUUACAAAGGUGAAGAAAAAGUUAAUAACGAUAAGAAGAAAAAGAAAAAUACUAUUAAUGUAAUAACAGAAGAUGUAAUUAAACAAGUGACAAACUGUAUGAAUAAUGAUAAUUUGAUAGAAGAUAAGAAAUUAUUGAAGGGUAAAAAAAGAACUAGUACUGCAACAGAAGGUACACAAAUUGUUAGAAGAAGAAGGAGAAGAAGAAGUAAUAGUAGUACUAAAGAAAUUGAUAUAGAUAUGAAUAAUAAUAUAAUAAAGGGUUUUAAAACAUCACAAAAUGAAGAAAAUGAUUUGAAUUCUAGAAAUAAUAAUAUUCAAAAAGAUAAUAUUACUAAUUUAUUAAAUAACAAAAUGGAAACAUAUAAUAUACAAAAUGAAAAUGGAAUAGGAAUAUAUAAAAAAAAUAAUAAAAAAUAUUUAGAAGAUAAUUUAUUUUUACAUUUAAUUAACUUUUAUAUAAAUUUCUCCUGUUCUGUUUAUUUUCAUUAUUUAACUCACUAUGAAAAAAAUUAUGAUAUAUUGAAGAAUAUAAUAUUUUUAGGUUUAAAUAAAUUGUUGGAAAAGAGAGAGAAUAAGAAGCUCUCUUGUUUUGUUUUGUCCUUAUUAUAUAUUUUAAUAUGUUUAUUAUUAAAGGUUAAAAUAAAAGAAGAGUAUAUAUUAACAUUAAAUAAACAUAAAAGUAAUAGAUGUAGUAUGAAGAAGAAAGAAAGACAUGAAGAAAAUAAUGGAUUUGUAACAAAUAAUAUUACUAAAUUUAAUAUACGUAGUGAUAAUAUACAACCAUCAACGGUAUCAAUAAAUUGUCUUAAUAAUGAUAAUAUGGAAAAUCAGCAAAAUGAUAAUAAUAAUAAUAAUAAUAAUAUCAGUAAUAAUAAUAUCAAUAAUAAUAGUAUCAAUAAUAAUAAUAUCAAUAAUAAUAAUAUCAAUAAUAAUAGUAGUAAUAGUAGUAACAAUAUGAAUAAUAAUGGUUGUAAUAAUUAUCAUUCAAAUAAUGAUGUAAGAAAAUUUUUUGUUAAAUACCUUAUUAAUCUUAUUGACGAAAAUGAAUGUAAAAAUAUUUAUCUUAUUAAUGAUAAGAAAUAUUAUAAAGAUAUAAAUAAAAUAAUACAUAUAAAAAGUGAAGAUACCUUAAAUUAUUUUAAAAGUUAUUUUCCAAAUAAAUUAUAUAAAAACAAAAUGGAUAAAUAUAUAGAGAAGAUAUUUGUUUUAAAUAAAAAAAAGAAAUUAUUUUUUAUGUCAUCAUUUAAUUUAAAAAAGAAUAUAAGAAAGAUUAAUUAUUAUAAUAGUAUAUAUUGUAAUAAAUUUUUAUUUAAUCUUUUUUCAGAACCAAUAUUAUUUGAAAAAGAUAAUAAAUUAUUAAUUAAUACAAAUUUCAAAAGAAAUAUGAAUCAUGAUAAGAAUAUGAUGAGAUAUAAUUUAUUAGAUUAUAUUAUAUAUACAUGUUUUUAUAUAAUUUUUUGUAAAAUAAAAUUAAUUAAAUUAAUGAAAAUAGUAUAUAAAAUUAAUAAAAAUGAUUGUGAAUAUGUACCUAUGAAUACAUAUAUAUAUAAUAAGAAAAAAUAUAGUAUAUGGCAAUUUUAUUUAAGUAUAGAAAUAUUACAUUUAAUUUUUUCAAAUAUUAAAUAUGUUCCAUUUAAUUCUAUCAAAUUAAUAUUAGAUAUAUUUUUAAAUAAAAUAUAUAUAUCUAUAUGUACUCAUGAUAUAAAAGAAAAAAAAAAUUUAAAUAAAUUACAAAAUAUAUUUUAUGAUUUUUUCUGUCAAACAUUUUAUACAUAUCCAGAAACAUUUAUACACUUACCACAUUUUAUUUAUCAGUAUCAAAAAACAUUACAUCUCUUAAAUUUAUUAUCAAACUCAGUCGUUUGUAAAAAAAAAAAACAAACACCAUCUUAUUAUUCGUUAAUUCUAGAAAUUAUGAAAAGCUGUUUCCCAAAAAUUGAUUCAGAUGAUAUUAAUGAAGAAAAUGGAAAAAAAAAAUUAGAGGAGAAACAAGGAAUAGAAAAGUCACAAAGAAUGUUGAGAAGUAACAAGGCAAAUAAAACAUAA